AUGGGGUCCGAUCUGGACUACGCGCAUCCCCAGGUCGAAGCCGACGUCCUCGCCUGGGGCAAAUGGCUCGCGCAGACCCUGCCCCUCAAGGGCGUCCGCUUUGACGCCAUAAAACAUUACAGCGAAGAUUUCCUGCGCAAGUUCAUCACCAUACUGGACGAGACCUACGGCCAAGGCUGGUUCUUCGUCGGUGAGUUCUGGAAGGACAGUCUGGACGAUAUGACCCGCUACCUCGACAGAAUGGGCAAGAAGUUUUCGCUUUUCGACGCGCCGCUGGUGUAUAACUUCAGCCAGAUCAGCAAGAGCUCCGGCGCAGACCUUCGGAAAGUCUUUGACGACACGCUGGUGGCCUCUAUGCCUGUCAACGCAGUGACGCUGGUCAUGAACCACGACACGCAACCCUACCAAGCCCUCGAAGCGCCCAUAGAAGGUUGGUUCAAGCCGCUAGCCUACGCCCUGAUCCUGCUGCGCGGCGAGGGCUACCCAUGCCUCUUCUACGGCGACCUCUACGGCAUCAAGGGGGAGCACCCGUUCCCGCCCGCCUGUGGUGGUAUCCUGCCUAAGCUCGCGCUCGCCCGCAAGCUCUACGCCUACGGGAAACAAGCCGACUACUUCGACUACGCGACGUGUCUCGGCUGGGUGCGCUACGGGACGUGGGACCGGCGCGCGGGCUGCGCCGUCGUGCUGAGCAACGCCGGCCCCGGCGAGAAGCGCAUGCACGUCGGCGAGGUGCAUGCCGGCGAGGUGUGGACCGACGUGCUGGGCUGGAGCGACCGCGAGGUACGCAUCGGCGACGACGGGUUUGGCGACUUUGUGUGCGGCCAGACUAGCGUCAGUGUGUUUGUCAACCGCGACGCGGAGGGCAGGGGGAAGUUUGCUGAGAAAUUGUGA
Anthostomella pinea is the source of this 891-nucleotide messenger RNA. The record is from the annotation of a GenBank genome assembly. Lineage: Eukaryota; Fungi; Ascomycota; Sordariomycetes; Xylariales; Xylariaceae.